AUGGACAGUCACAAUGUGAGGAACAUCCAGGCCUUCUCAGUCCUACAGAAUGCUUUUCUUAAAGCAAAAACCAGCUACCUUGCACAAAUUAUUCUUGAUGCCAUUUUGAAUAUAUACAUUGCGGAUAACGCCAACUAUUUCAUCCUGGAAUCUCAGCACACUUUGUCUCAAUUUGCGGAGAAAAUUUCAAAGCUUCCAGAAGUACAAACAAAAUACUUUGAGAUGCUUGAAUUUGUCGUCUUUAGCUUGAAUUACAUACCUUGCAAAGAACUGAUCAGCGUCAGCAUCCUCUUAAAAUCCAGCACCUCCUAUUCCUGUAGCAUUAUUGCUACAAGGACCCUGCUUAAGUUCACGCGGCAUGACUACAUUUUUAAGGACGUUUUCAGGGAGGUGGGACUUCUGGAAGUGAUGGUGAAUCUCCUGCACAAGUACGCUGCCCUUUUGAAAGAUCCUACACAAGCCCUGAAUGAUCAAGGACUCCUGAAACUUUGCAGACUGCAACUGCCCAUUUCAGUUGAUGGUGUCUUUGAAUUUCGUUGUUGGUAUUAUUGCAACUAUUCCUUUUCACUUGUUCACAUUGUAGGCAUUUUCAGGGAGUUUGGUGGAGCAAGGUGUGUACAUAACAUCGUAAAAUACCCACAAUGUAGGCAGCAAGCACUGAUGAUAAUCCAGCAGCUGGUGUUGUCUCCAAGUGGUGAUGAUGACAUGGGGACUCUCUUAGGCUUGAUGCACUCCGCUCCCCCCACAGAAUUGCAGCUGAAGACUGAUAUAUUAAGAGCUUUGCUUUCGGUAUUGAAGGAGAGCCAUCGGACGAGAACGGUUUUCCGGAAAGUUGGUGGAUUUGUAUAUAUCACCUCGUUGUUGGUUGCCAUGGAACGAUCCUUAUGCUCGCCGCUCAAAAACGGCUGGGAGAAAGUGAACCAGAACCAAGUCUUCGAGCUACUACACACGGUGCUGUGUACCUUGACUGCGGCCAUGCGUUACGAGCCAGCCAACUCGCACUUCUUCAGAACGGAGAUCCAGUACGAAAAGCUGGCCGAUGCCGUAAGGUUGCUUGGCUGUUUCUCGGACUCCAGGAAACUAAGCCCCGUGAAUGUCUUCCCCUCCAAUACCCAGCCUUUUCAAAAACUGUUGGAAGAUGACCUCGUCUCCAUGGAUACUGUCUCGCCCACUUUAAAGCACUGCAGCAAGCUCUUUAUUUACCUCUACAAAGUAACCACAGAUUCUUUUGACAGUCGUGCUGAGCAGAUUCCUCCUUGCCUGACAAAUGAAUCUUCUCUCCCCUCUCCUUGGGGCACACCAGCUUUGUCCAGGAAAAGACAUGCAUAUCAUUCAGUGUCAGCAGCAUCUUCAGUGUUUCCUUCCAAAAAUGCCACUGAUGCAAAGUUACACAAAGGAACGAUACUAUUGCAAAAUCUGGAUGCCGUUAUUAUCCAUCCGGGAGCUAUGCUGGCUAUGCUGGAUCUUGUGGUCUCUGUUGGGUCAACCACACAGCCAGAACAUGCCCUGGAUCUCCAGCUUGCAGUGGCCAACAUCUUGCAAUCUCUUGUACACACUGAAAGGAAUCAACAAGUUAUGUGUGAAGGCGGGCUCCAUGCUCGGCUUCUGCAGAAAUGCAGCGCUGCUCUUACGGAUGAGGACCACUCUUUGCAUCCCCCUCUCCAAAGGAUGUUUGAAAGGUUGGCUUCUCAGGCGUUAGAACCAAUGGUGCUGAGGGAAUUUUUACGUUUGGGAAAUCCUCUAAAUUGUGGCGCCUGGGAUAAAAAACAAUUGAAACGGUAUCGUGUACAUAAACCAAGCUCACUCAGUUAUGAGCCGGAGAUGAGAAAUAGCAUGGUUACAUCAAUGGAAGGUCUUGGUACUGACUGUGUGUUCAGCUUACACGAAGACAGCCACUACAGGAUUAGCAAGAGCCUUUUGAAGCCAGCUGAAGGAAGCACCGUGCCUCUUACCAGAGUAAAGUGUUUGGUUUCUAUGACAACGCCACAUGAUAUUAGGCUUCACGGAUCAUCCGUUACGCCUGCCUUUAUUGAAUUUGACACUUCCCUUGAAGGGUUCGGUUGCCUGUUCCUACCUAGUUUGGCACCUCACAAUGCACCAACCAAUAAUGUUGUUACUACAGGACUGAUUGACGGCACUGUAGUCAGUGGAAUUGGAACUGGAGAGCGGCUUUUCCCACCUCCAUCUGGAUUAAGCUUUUCAAGUUGGUUUUGUGUGGAACAUUUUAGCACAGCCCCAAAUUAUCAUCCAAUUAGGUUACUUACAGUUGUGAGGCGAGCAAACAGCUCUGAACAGCACUAUAUAUGCCUCGCUAUCGUCCUUUCAGUAAAAGACAGAUCCCUUAUUGUUUCAACUAAAGAAGAACUGCUUCAAAACUAUGCUGAUGACUUCAAUGAGGAGUCCUCCUGCUAUGAGCUUCUGCCCUGCUGUGCUCGUUUUCGUUGUGGUGACCACAUCGUGGAAGGCCAGUGGCAUCACAUGGUUCUGGUAAUGAGCAAAGGCAUGCUGAAAAAUAGUACUGCUGCACUUUACAUUGAUGGACAGCUGAUUAAUACAGUAAAGUUUCACUAUAUUCACAGUAGCCCUGGCGGUUCAAGUUGUGCCAACCCACCAAUAGUUAGUACAGUUUAUGCCUAUAUAGGCACACCACCUGCCCAGCGACAGCUCUCAUCACUCGUGUGGCGGUUGGGACCAACCCAUUUCCUAGAAGAAGUCUUGCCUCCAUCAAGCAUUAGCACAAUUUACGAACUUGGCCCAAACUAUGUUGGAAGUUUCCAAGCUGUCUAUAUGCCUUGUAAAGAUUCCAAAGCAGAAGGAAUCAGUCCAUCUCCAGUCUCAUUGGUCCCAGAGGAGAAAGUUUCUUUUGGCCUCUAUGCGCUCUCUGUUUCUUCACUGACAGUGGCAAGGAUUAGAAAAGUUUAUAACAAAUUGGACAGUAAGGCCAUAGCCAAGCAGCUAGCUAUUUCAUCUCACGAAAAUGCGACUCCAGUAAAACUGCUCCACAAUUCAGGAGGACAUUUAAAUGGCCCUGCGCGUACCAUUGGCGCAGCUUUGAUAGGAUAUUUGGGGGUAAGAACAUUUGUCCCUAAGCCUGUUGCAACUACCCUGCAGUACAUUGGUGGAGCGGCUGCUAUUUUGGGCCUAGUAGCCAUGGCGUCGGACGUCGAAGGACUUUACGCUGCUGUGAAGGCCCUCGUGUGUGUGGUCAAGAGCAACCCUCUCGCUAGCAAAGAAAUGGAAAGAAUCAGAGGUUACCAGUUGUUGGCCAUGCUGUUAAAGAAGAAGCGUUGUCUCUUGAACAGCCACAUUCUACACCUGACCUUUUCUUUAGUGGGGACCGUGGACAGCGGACACGAAACAUCCAUCAUUCCCAAUUCAACUGCUUUUCAGGAUCUGCUUUGUGAUUUUGAGGUUUGGCUUCACGCCCCCUACGAACUUCAUCUUUCAUUAUUUGAACAUUUCAUCGAACUUCUUACUGAGUCCAGCGAAGCAUCGAAAAAUGCAAAACUGAUGAGGGAAUUCCAGCUAAUCCCAAAACUCUUGCUCACUCUUCGAGAUGUGUCUUUAUCACAGCCAACCAUUGCCGCUAUUAGCAAUGUUCUGAGCUAUUUACUUCAGGGGUUCCCUAGCAGCAAUGACCUACUCAGGUUUGGACAGUUCAUCGCUUCUACUUUGCCUACAUUUGCAGUCUGUGAGAAAUUUGUAGUCAUGGAGAUGAACAAUGAAGAGAAGCUUGACACUGGAACCGAGGAAGAUUUUGGUGGUCUUGUUUCUGCAAAUCUUAUUCUUCUGCGAAACAGAUUGCUGGAUAUCCUGCUGAAGCUUAUGUACACAUCUAAAGAAAAAACAAGCGUCAAUUUACAGGCUUGCGAAGAGCUGGUCCGGACCCUGGGCUUUGAUUGGGUUGUGCUGUUUAUGGAAGACCAUCUGCAUCCGGCUACAGUGACUGCAGCCAUGAGGAUUCUGGUAGUUUUGCUGAGCAACCCAACUAUCCUCAUCAAAUUCAAGGAAGGUCUGAGUGGCGGAGGCUGGCUGGAACAGACUGAUUCUGUAUUAACCAAUAAGAUUGGAACCGUGCUUGGUAUGAGUCCCCACAAAUCACCAUGUUAUCAAAAUACAUUACAGGUGUCAGGCCUGGAAGCCAUCUUUUGCAUUGGACCUUCAGGCCUGCCACGGCAGCAAAAUGCCUUGAAGUAUGUGACAGAAGAAUGGUCUCAAAUUGAAUAUGAGUUGUUACGGGAGAGGGGUCUUUGGGGGCCUCCCAUCGGUUCUCACCUGGACAAAUGGAUGCUGGAAAUGACCGAAGGGCCAUGCCGGAUGAGGAAGAAGAUGGUACGAAAUGACAUGUUUUAUGUGCAGUAUCCUUACAUGCCAGAUACUGAACACGAGACCAAUUUGCUGAAACAGGUUACUGAUUUAGAUGACGACGCCGGAUCUCCGGCCGAAGAGUUCAAAGCCUUUGCCUCUGAUACAGGGAUGAAUCGGAGCCAAUCGGAAUAUUGCAAUGUUGGGUCUAAGACUUUUUUAACCAACCACCCUGCUAAGAAGUUUGUGUUUGACUUUAUGCGUGUGCUGAUCAUAGAUAACCUCUGCCUUACACCUGCAAGCAAGCAAACUCCUCUAAUAGAUCUCCUCCUGGAGGCCUCUCCGGAAAGAUCGACGAGGGCCCAACAAAAAGAAUUUCAGACUUAUAUAUUGGAUAGUGUUAUGGACCACUUGCUUGCUGCUGAUGUUUUAUUGGGUGAGGAUGCAUCUUUGCCAAUCACCAGUGGAGGAAGCUACCAGGUGCUUGUCAACAAUGUAUUCUAUUUCACGCAGCGCGUGGUAGAUAAACUUUGGCAAGGGAUGUUCAACAAGGAAUCGAAGUUGCUUAUAGAUUUCACACUCCAAUUAAUUGCACAGUCAAAAAGAAGAUCUCAGGGACUAUCCCUGGAUGCCAUUUAUCACUGCCUGAACAGGACCAUCUUGUACCAAUUCUCACGACCGCACAAAACGGUGCCCCAGCAAGUCGCUCUUCUCGACUCUCUAAGGAUGCUUACUGUGAACCGAAGCCUGAUCUUAGGUCCCGCAAAUCACGACCAAGAAUUCAUCAGCUGUCUGGCUCAUUGCUUGAUUAAUCUUUAUGCAGGAAGGAAGCCUUGGCAGUCAGAGGAAGAAGGUUCUUGGCUUCGCGAAUAUCCCGUCACCUUGAUGCAGUUCUUUCGAUACCUGUAUCAUAAUGUUCCAGAUUUAGCUACGAUGUGGAUGAGCCCAGAUUUUCUUUGUGCGCUGGCAGCUACCGUGUUCCCUUUCAACAUCCGGCCAUAUUCAGAAAUGGAGAUUUCUCAGUGGAUGUUUACCCACAUUGCUGUGGUAAAAGACCUGGUAGACAUGCAGUAUAAAGAAUAUCAAGAGGGUGGCCACUUUGACUUGGCCGACCGAAUGUUUCACAGCGUGCGGGAAGCCUGGUACUCUGCAUCCAAGCACAAUAUGGCCGAUGUCAAGGAGCUGAUCCCAGAAUUCUUCUACCUCCCAGAGCUGUUGCUUAACUCUAACAACUUCGAUCUAGGUUGCAAACAGAAUGGCACCAAACUUGGAGAUGUAAUCCUUCCUCCAUGGGCAAAAGGGGAUCCCCGUGAAUUCAUUAGAGUACAUCGGGAGGCCUUGGAGUGUGAUUUUGUGAGCGCACACCUACAUGAAUGGAUUGACUUAAUCUUUGGCUAUAAGCAGCAAGGGCCAGCCGCAGUGGAAGCUGUCAAUGUUUUCCAUCAUCUCUUUUAUGAGGGGCAAGUGGACAUCUACAACAUCAACGACCCACUGAAAGAAACCGCUACAAUUGGAUUCAUUAAUAAUUUUGGGCAGAUACCUAAACAGUUAUUUAAGAAACCUCAUCCACCAAAACGAGUAAGGAGCAGGAUUAACGGAGAAAUGAGUGGGAUUUCUGUUCCCCCUGGCAUCACAAAUGACAAGAUUUUUUCCCACCAUUUAGACAACCUCAAGCCUUCUCUUGCACCAGUGAAAGAACUGAAGGAGCUGGUCGGGCAGAUCGUAUGCACAGACAAAGGAAUUUUGGCCGUAGAAAUGAACAAAGUUCUCCUUCCGCCCACCUGGAAUAAAACUUUUGCUUGGGGUUAUGCGGAUCUCAGCUGUAGGUUAGGAGCCUAUGAAUCAGAUAAGGCAGUGAUUGUUUAUGAAUGCUUAUCGGAAUGGGGACAAGUUCUCUGUGCCAUCUGUCCAAAUCCUAAACUGGUCAUUACUGGAGGCACCAGCACUGUUGUCUGCGUAUGGGAGAUGGGCACCUCCAAGGAAAAAGCCAAAAUGCUGACCCUCAAGCAGGCGCUGCUUGGCCAUACGGAGACGGUCACAUGUUUGACGGCUUCCCUGGCCUAUCACAUCAUUGUGAGUGGGUCAUGUGACCGCACCUGCAUCAUUUGGGAUUUGAACCAACUUUCCUUUGUAACGCAGCUUCGCGGCCACAGGGCUCCGGUUUCCGCCCUCUGCAUCAACGAACUGACGCACAGGUUGGCCGGAGCUGGAGCAAAUAACGGGAGCUCACCCCAUUAUGCACGCUUGAGUUCGAACCUUCCAGGCGACAAGCUCAGCUUUUUAAUCACGGAGCCAUCACGCCGCCCUAGUGUUGUCAUUAAAGCCUUUAUUUUUGCCUUCCAAGCAGAAGGGCAAGAAGGUCCCGAGGAAGAGAGCAGUGAUUCUGACGCAGAAGACCAAGCCCCUGCCCACGAUGCCAAAUUGCCCGAGAGCCAGCCCCAGCAGGCGCCCGCUGGUCACAGACCUCGGUCCUCCUCAGCUCGAGCAACAGCUGUAUGGUCAGUAGAAACCAGUUCCGAAGACACAAGACGUUGGUCUGACCACCUGAGCUUGGACGAGAAAGACGGCUUCAUUUUUGUGAACUAUUCCGAUGGGCAAGCCAAGGGAUACUCGCAUGCGCCCACAAACCAUUCAAACGCCAACCAAGGGGAAUUGCGGCAUUACAGCAAGCUCAAACCAGGCUACAGAUGGGAGAGGCAGCUAGUGUUCAGGAGCAAAUUAACUAUGCACACCGCCUUUGACCGCAAGGACAAUGCACACCCUGCAGAAAUCACAGCGCUGGCCAUUUCCAAGGAUCACAGCAGGAUUCUCGUUGGGGACAGCCGAGGCCGCGUGUUCAGCUGGUCUGUGAGUGACCAACCGGGCCGCUCUGCAGCUGACCACUGGGUGAAAGACGAGGGAGGAGACAGCUGCUCCAGCUGCUCGGUCCGCUUCUCUCUUACCGAAAGACGUCACCAUUGUAGGAAUUGUGGACAACUCUUCUGUCAGAAGUGCAGCCGUUUUCAGUCCGAAAUCAAGCGGUUGAAAAUCUCUUCCCCGGUCCGGGUUUGCCAGAACUGUUAUUACAAUUUGCAGCACGAGCGAGGGCCGGAGGAGGGAUCCUGGAAUUAACACCGUCAAGAGGAACAGCGCAAAGCCAGACGGCAAUAUUGCGGGGCCAGCAAGAACUCACCCGAGCGGAUUAAUUCCCGGCCUGAGCAGCACAUUCGGAGCGGUUGCAGCGGUUACCAAUUCCCCGUGUCACCUCCCUACGCAAGGACCGCGAGCAAGAGGGAUCAUUCAUUAUUUUGUGGGGCACCUUUGCAGAGAGGCGCCAGAAAACAUCAGCUGGGAUCUGGCGGGAAGGGCGUCAUAAUUGCCCCGACUGCGUCAAGGUGCCCCGCGAGCCUCUUCCGUCUUCUCCGCCAAGAAAAGACCUCCUUCACCAUCUCUCUCCCCAGCUUGAUUUUGUAGUUAGUCCCAUUCGAUUUGGGUUGCCAGAAGCAGGAGGCUUUUUAGAAAAAAAAAAUAGUUGUACAUUUGCCUUCUUCGCAAAGCAAAACUGUGGAUAUUGUAAAUAGAGAAAAUGGCCUUUUUAUCAAAAAAAACAAACAAACUGGACUGCCUGUUACAUGGGAUUUCAGACCACUAACUAUACUUUGCAUCUCUUCUUUGGCUCAUCUAUUUAAACAUGAUUUUGUUUUUGUUUUUUGUUUUUUAAUUGAAAAGAAGAAAGCAUCAAGGGGCAUUAUGUUUCCCCCCUCUUCCCCUUUACUAUUCCAACUGCAUGAUUCUUUUAGUUACUCACAUGAUCUUAAGUUAAUCCAAGCUUUUUUGAAGAUGGGGGGGAAGGGGGGAGGCCAUCCUUUUGUUUUGUGGCAUAGGACUUCAAACAUUUUAUUCUAAACUGUAAGAUAACCAAAAAGCCCCCCCCCCCCCCCCCCCGGCGUUCUGUUGCGUUUUUAAUACAUCUAUUUAGAAUCUCUCUUCGUAUUUAAAUAAGGUCUGUUUUUAUACACCUUGCUGCUUGCUCAUUCUUUACCAUUGUAAGUAAUCCGCUAAUCCAGAUAGGUCUAAGGCAAGUCUUACUUAAAAAUACUAGUAAACGGCUUGCAUGAAAAUCAGAUUUAAUACUUUUCGUUUUCGGGAGGUUUCCCCCCCCCCCCCAAAGAAAACCAAUGGACCAUUUUUUUUUCCUUUUAGGUGGUUUUGUUCUUGGGGUUUUGUUUUAUGUUUUUGCAAAAUGGACUUGGAAACGUCCCGACAACUUGGAAAUGCUUAGAGGGGUCCCAGUGAAUUUCAAAAUUAAAUUCAGACUUGCUCCUUUACUUAGGGUUUGAACCUGAUGUUGCACCCCAGUUUCAUCAUUCAUUUGUUCACUUGGAGGACAUAAAUUCAGCUAUUUUAUAGAUCAGCAUUUAUAGUACUAUGAAAAAUAUACAGAUCAGAUCCAAUCAAACAUCUCAGUGAAAUGAGGCUUUGAAGUGUACUUUUUUGUUUUAUCCCCUCCCCCCCCCACGUGUACUGGAUCAAUCCUUCCUUCCUUCCUUCCUUCCUUCCUUCCUUCCUUCCUUCCUUCCUUCCUUCCUUCCUUCCUUCCUUCCUUCUUUCCUUGGUGAUGAGAUUAUUGCUACUGCCUUUUAACUAUGGUAAGACGACAGUUUUUUUAAAAAAAAACAAGUAACUCAGAAACAACAUGGCACAUCACACAAUGUAGCACAACAUAAACCUUGUGAUUUGUUAACACUUCGGUGGGAGGAGGAAAAUGAAUUUAACAUAAUUUUGAAUAGUUCGUCCAGAGCAAUUUUCUCCCUGGUUAGAAAUCAAUGGAGUGAUUAGGUUAAGUAUGUAUGCUGAGGAUCUUUUUAAUUGUCGCGAAGGAUUGCAAGACUUCAUUGGGGUUAUAAUAAAUGGAUUUCACACACACACACACACCCCAAAAAAAAACCCUUUCACACAUGAGCACACACGGGUUUAUGAAAAUUGUUUUUCCCCACUGGAUGUUUUUGUUACAACCAGCAUUGAGCUAAUGGCUAUUCUUCUGCCUUGUUCGGUGCUGCCAAGUUUGAUAUCUGCCAAGUUUCUCAAUAGUUUUUUUUUUUUAAGAUAGAAUCUCCAACUAUUGACAUUAUGCUAGAAUAAGACUCUGUAAUCAUAGGCACAGUGCUGCUUAUGUGGUCCUUAAACUCAGCCGAACAGAAAAUUUUAAAAGUACAAAUAUAAAAAAGGCAAAGCAUGUUGAAAUUCUCUCAAUCUCCUUCAUUCCACUGAAAAUUCUCCCCCUUCCCCAAAUAACUAAAUUUAACUCGGAAGUUCUUAAUCUGAAGGUUAUCUUUUUUUCAGCUUGAGAAUGAUUUUUUUUUUUCCAAACUCUCGAUUAAUUCCUCCAAAUGAAAUUCUAAGCCCUGGUCGACACUAACAUUCGUAGACACUAAUGCUGGCUCAUUAGAAGAUACGUAUCGUUUUUCUGGUUGUUUUUUUUGUUUUUAUUCUCCUAAUUUUGAGUACGUAAGACCUAUUGUACCGGUGUUAUUCUACACUUUUUACAUUUGGUGUUCUCAGAGGGAAGGUGACUUCUGCGUGGCGUUGUGGUUAAAUGUGUAUAACUUGUAUUUAAAUUUCGGUGUGCUGAACAAAUUUGCUACUUGACUGGGGAGGAAAGCUUGCAGAUUUCUACCCUUAUUUAUCUACUCCAAGGGGUAACUGUGAAGGUGCAUCCUGUCGAUGAGAGGGGAAAACGUGGGAUUAUUCUGCGCCAAGAAAUGGUAAGGCACCCUUCGUUCCUACCUUAAAGCCCUUUCCAAGUCCCACUGGGAUACAUGGAUACUGAGCAAUACAAUUCUUUGGUGUAGUGAAGUCUUCACAGCUCCCAUCAGCUGCUACUAUAAUUCGGAAUGCUUUUUUUUCCUUUCUUUCUUUCCAGUCCCAUAAAAUGUUUUAUCAUAGCCCAAAGUUUUUCAACUCGACAUCUUACAAAGGUGUGGACUUCAGUUCCCAGAAUUGCACAGCUGGGGAAUUCUGAUAGUUGAAAUCCACACCCCUUGGAAGAUGCUGAAGAUUAGAUUGAGAAAACUCUGGGCUCAACACCGAAACCUUUUUCCGCCAGUUGCAAUUUGCUUUGUGUGUUUGUGUGUGUGUGUAAAAAACUGAACAUUGGUUGUGCAGCAGCCAAACUUUUGCACUGUCAAGCAGUUCGCCUCACCCUGCCUUGUUCUUUGACGUGGUUCUUCCUGAAAGGUAUCCAUACACUCUUUGUUUGUAACGUGUGACUGUAAUGUUCAUGCUUAAGAAGAAGGUCAGAAUGGCAGCCCCAUCCCUCAUCUGCCAGUCCAGGCGCAAAAGACUUUUUAGAGACAUUAUUUUGCACUUUCUUAUGUAUAAAAAUUAGUAGGAACUUUUCCUUUUUUUUUUCUUUCUUUUUUUUUUGUUCCAGAUUCCUUUGGUUUUGGUAAAAUGAACUGUGUAUAAUAAUAAUAAUAAAAAAAUAUUUAUGCAGUUAAAACUGUUUUUAGAAAAUAUUUUUAAUUUCAGCAAGUUUGGUUACUUGUUGCAUGACUUAACACAACUGACUUUUUGUGUCAGUACAAUGUAUAUUUUUUGUCCUGUUAUUAAUUUGUAAGCCUUGGGGUAAAUGGCCAUUUAUUUGUACAGCAAACCGGAGUAAAUUGAAGAUAACUGGCUAGGACUGGAGGGGUGGAUUUUUUUGUACUAUAUUGAAGAAUCCAAUAUCUGUUUUUGGUGGUUAUGUAAAAGGCCUGAAGAAUUACUAUCUAGUGUGCAAUCUGUGAUAUCUGAAUGUUUUAUUGUAUAUUUGUCUCCAAUGCAAAAAGGUAGAGUAACACAAUUACAAUACAUGAUUAAAUGCAAUAGUUCAGGUACCUUUUUUUGUUUUUUCAUUUCAAAUAAAUACUAUUUACCACCA
Molecule: messenger RNA, 11206 nt
Organism: Thamnophis sirtalis
Lineage: Eukaryota; Metazoa; Chordata; Lepidosauria; Squamata; Natricidae
Source: RefSeq, a predicted model, not a curated record